Tetrahymena thermophila SB210 is the source of this 1353-nucleotide messenger RNA. RefSeq names its product cyclic nucleotide-binding domain protein. The transcript has a single exon. The record is from RefSeq and is a predicted model, not a curated record. NCBI's taxonomy places the organism in Eukaryota, Ciliophora, Oligohymenophorea, Hymenostomatida, Tetrahymenidae.
AUGACAAAAUUUUUAAUUUAAGAAGAAAUAAAAAGUUAUGAAUAAUAUUUUUAUACAAAUGUUGAAGAUAAGUAAUUCUUUUUAGGUGUUCCAGAAAUUAAUGCUUAUUUACCACUAACAUAAAAUGAAGAGUAAUAUUUGUAAAAUGAGCCAUUUCAUUAAUUUCUUACAUCAGAUAAUGAAGAAGAUUAUGAUGCUGAUUAAGGUAUUGAAGAUUAUUUAUCAAGUAAUGACAAAACUGUUAAUGAUAAGACUAUUGAAAACUUAGAUAUCACAAAUGAUGAAAAAAGUGAAAAAAUUAAUAAUUAAGUAGCAAAUUUCUCUUUAAACACAGAUAAAAAUGCAAUAUCUUCAAUUAACUCAGUUUCAAAAUCUCAACAAAAAACAGAACACAACAAUACAAUCAGGUAAAAUAUUUUUUCUAAAUCUCAUAUAAACACAGACGAAUCAACUUUUGAGUUAAGAAAAAAUAAUCAUUAAUCAAGUUUAAUUAAACUUUAAUAAGAUGAUUAAGUAUAAUUUAAUAUAAUUCCUCAUUAUAACUCUGAAUAAUCUAUUCAUUCAAGUCUAAAAGAGCCUUAAUAAUUUUAGUAUACGAAGCAACAAUCAUCUCAAUCAGUUAAAUUUUCUUAGAAUUAAGUUUAUAAUAACUAGAGUUAAGCAAACAAAGAUUAAUUAAUAUAACAGCUUUAAUAAGGCUAACAUUAAAAUCAGCAAUUAUAAUAAUCUCUUCCUUAGGUCUUAAAUUAUCAAAUUCUAAAAUUAAUUUGCUAAGCUAUGUAGUUACAGUAAAGUAACUAAAGUGGUAAUUAAGGAAAUAAUAUUUCAAAUAAUUAAUCUAGUCAUACUAUGUAGUAACCUGCAGGCUAAAAUAUUAGAAGACCUUCAUAUUAAAGGACUAAAACAAGGAAAGAUACUCACAAAAAAUCAGUUACUAUAAUGAGAUAUAAGACAUUUAAAUAAACCAUAUAGCCAAUUUUAUAGAAUGCUCAAAAUAUUACCUAAGUGGAUAGUCAUUAAUUAGAUAGCUAACAAAAAUAAAGACAACAAUAAUUUUAUUUCUUUGACUUUGAAAAGAUUAAAAAUAUGGUGAAAUAUUUCCCAAAAUAUAAUCUGCAAAAUGUUAUUAAUAUUCAAAACAAAUACUUCAAGCUAAGAAUGAAUAGUAUUAGAAAAUCAAUCAAAAAAGAAAAUAACGUAGAUAAUAGAAGCCCGACAUUUAUAGGUAGACCUUCUAUUUAAUAAGGUCUUUCUCCUACUAGAAAAAGGAAAGAAUAGCGUUCUAAUGCUAUAAACUCACCUUUCUAAAUAAGAUGCAAGCAAGUUAAGCAAACGAUAGUCCUUUAAAAUUGA